This is a messenger RNA of Thermochaetoides thermophila DSM 1495, 990 nucleotides long. RefSeq lists its product as uncharacterized. The record is from RefSeq and is a predicted model, not a curated record. NCBI's taxonomy places the organism in Eukaryota, Fungi, Ascomycota, Sordariomycetes, Sordariales, Chaetomiaceae. Gene Ontology annotation, biological process: regulation of transcription by RNA polymerase II. The transcript is spliced from 3 exons. Gene Ontology annotation, molecular function: RNA polymerase II cis-regulatory region sequence-specific DNA binding; protein dimerization activity; DNA-binding transcription factor activity, RNA polymerase II-specific. The coding region runs from base 1 to 990 and encodes 329 amino acids.
AUGGCCUACGACCUAGAUCCCGAGAUAUACCAGCAGGUGCAAGCCAACUCAUACGAAAUCGAACAGCUCUUACUUCAACUUCAAUACGUUGCCCCAGAAACAACCUCACAACCAAACCCGGUUGAGACAAACAUGGCAUCUCCUCCAGCACCACCAGUGUCUGCUCCUCAGAGGCAGAAGCACACCAGCGAGGAGGAAAGGGAGCGGCCACGCCUCACUGAGGAGGAAAAGAAGGCGAACCACAUCGCGUCAGAGCAAAAACGGCGACAAGCUAUCCGGGAAGGGUUUGACCGCCUUACCGAGAUUGUGCCUGGCCUAGAGGGCCAAGCCCGGUCUGAGGGCAUCGUCCUCCAUGGCACAGUAGGGUACAUCAAGCAAUUGCUCCGGGAACGGCGAGCUAUGAUUCAGGUUCUUGAACGUAAUGGCUUGACUGUGGACUCGGCCUUCAAGAUGGUACUGGAGCUGCUCCCCGACGGCUGGCUCGACGAAGCCGACAACAGCAGCCUCUUGAAGGAAAGCAAAAAAGACCAGGGUCAGGGCAAAGGGCCUCAUCCCAAGUGUCAGCAACAACAGCAGGUGCUCCAAGCUCCUCAGCAACGCCGCCCUGUACAACAACAACAACAACAACAACAACAACAAGCCCGCGAGAAGCAACAACAACAACAGCAGCAGCAGCAGCACUCAUCAUCAUCAUCAUCAGCAACAGCAUCCCCAUCGCUUCCUCAGCAACAGCCGACACCCCCAACCCCACCUGAUAAUGACAGGGUCGGGGGCCUGGCACUGGUUGCUGCUGCCGUGGCAACCGUCGAGCAGGAACAGGCGGGCGCGGCACCAGCUAUGUUCUUACAGAAGAGUCGUGAUGGUGGCGGCGAUGGCGUGGUGCAUGCUAUGAAUGGGCAUAAUACCGGCUUUCCUACUAACCAAGGGCCUGCUAUGUUUAACGGUAGUGGAAAUAUGUAUAUGAACCAGACGGAUGGCAGGCUUGGGUAG